UUGCGAUUGGCCCGUAAGGUGCGGAAGGCAGGGCUUGGCUUCAUUCCGCGAUUGGCCCGGGAUGGGAUGCCGGUCUUUUACUGGUUAAUACAUCUCCAGCCGGCAAAGGGGGACGCCGAGCGGUCCGCGAUUGACUGGUGAGGACUGGGGCCGGCGUGCCGAUCACGAGGACCGCGAGCGAUUGGCCCGCCCGGGAAGGGCGACCCUGGUGCCGGGGCCCGAGUUGCGGCGGGCUAUGGCUUCCGGCGGCUGGCGCUGGCUGCGCGGCCUCCGGGCCGUGGGGCAGCCCCUGUUCCAAGGCCGUGCGCUGCUCGUCACCAACACGCUGGGCUGUGGUACUCUCAUGGCGGCGGGGGACGGCGUGCGCCAAUCCUGGGAGCUCCGCGCCCGGCCUGGCCAGAAGUUCGAUCCCCGGCGCUCAGCAAGCAUGUUUGCAGUGGGCUGCAGCAUGGGUCCCUUCCUGCACUAUUGGUACCUCUGGCUGGACCACCUGCUCCCAGCAUCUGGCCUCUCUGGCCUCCGGAACGUCCUCAGGAAGGUCCUCAUCGACCAGCUCGUGGCCUCUCCCUUGCUAGGCAUCUGGUAUUUCUUGGGCAUUGGCUGCCUGGAGGGCCAAACCCUGGAUGAGAGCUGCCAGGAGCUGCGAGACAAGUUCUGGGAAUUCUAUAAGGCCGACUGGUGCGUUUGGCCAGCUGCGCAGCUGGUGAACUUUCUCUUCGUGCCCACCCAAUUCCGAGUCACCUACAUCAACGGCCUAACCCUGGGCUGGGACACGUACCUCUCCUACCUGAAGUACCGGGUGAGCACGGUGGGCGGACCAGGCACCCAGGGGACUCCUCAGGGGCCACAUGUGUAAACCCCAAAUGGUACAGCUCCACUCUAGGGUGAGGUCCUCCUGGGCCUAUGACAAUCUGCAGACCACAGCAGGUGGGUGGGGAGCUGGUCAUCGGCAGCGUGAAGACCCAGCCCCUGUCUGCUGUUUGAUGUGACAUCGGCCAGGUCCCUGCUGCAUCUGUCCCCCAAGACUGAGUUCAACCACCAGACAGGUGGGUGAGGACCUGCCUGGUGAAGAGUUCAGAGGGGUGAAUGGGGUGUGUGACCAGACCCCUCUUGCACGGACAGAUCCUGGGCCCAUCCACCCCUAAGCUGUGUGGCCCUGGGCACCAGGCAGACGGAGCUGCCCCAGCCCUCCUGAGUGGAUGCCAGACAGGGCAAGACUGACUCUCAGCAGGCCAGGCCUGGUCCUGGCCCCUCCCCAAACCCUAGGCAUCUGGCUGGGCUGCCCCUUCCAAGCCCAGUACAAGACCUGUUUCCUCAUCUGGAACACAGCCAUAAAGAUGGUCAUCCAGGAGCCCCGUCACAGCAGGCCUCCAUGAACCAGUGACAGAUGGCCCCAUCUGCAGCACCCAGCCCGAGCCACCCAGUCCCAAUCCCCCAACCCCUCAACACCACUGUGGGCUGGGCCCUGGGCCCAAGGUCAGGGACACACUCCAUUUCCUUGAAGUAGGGCCCAGCCUGGAGAAUCUGGAGGCUUAGGCAGGGCCAGGUGGCCUCCAGUCUCAUAUUCAGGUUGCAGGUUGUGGAAAUUCUAUUAAAUUCUCUUGACAUUGAA
Canis lupus familiaris (dog) is the source of this 1612-nucleotide messenger RNA. It is a transcript of the gene MPV17L2, whose product is annotated as MPV17 mitochondrial inner membrane protein like 2. Gene Ontology annotation, cellular component: cytoplasm; membrane. Gene Ontology annotation, biological process: mitochondrial ribosome assembly. The record is from RefSeq and is a predicted model, not a curated record. Lineage: Eukaryota; Metazoa; Chordata; Mammalia; Carnivora; Canidae. The coding region runs from base 236 to 856 and encodes 206 amino acids. The transcript is spliced from 4 exons.